AGCGAGGGGAGGAGGGGCGGCGGCGACGACGACGAGACGGAGCGUUUCCGGGUUGGGGGUGUCGCCGCCGCCGCCGCUUGUGUCUGUCCCGUUCUGAGGCCGCCGCGAUGAAUCGAUUCUUCGGGAAAUCGAAGCCUAAAGUGCCGCCGCCGAACCUCACCGACUGCAUCGGGACGGUGGAUAGCAGAGCUGAGUCAAUUGACAAGAAAAUUAGUAGGCUUGAUGCAGAACUGGUGAAGUAUAAAGAUCAGAUGAAGAAAAUGAGGGAGGGGCCUGCAAAGAAUAUGGUAAAACAGAAGGCUUUGAGAGUAUUAAAGCAGAAGCGAAUGUAUGAACAACAGCGGGAUAAUCUGUCACAACAGUCUUUUAAUAUGGAACAAGCCAAUUACACCAUCCAAUCACUUAAGGACACAAAGACAACGGUUGAUGCUAUGAAACUGGGGGUGAAAGAAAUGAAGAAGGCUUAUAAGCAAGUCAAAAUUGAUCACAUUGAGGACAUACAAGACCAAUUGGAGGAUAUGAUGGAAGAAGCCAGUGAAAUCCAGGAUGCACUGGGUCGUAGUUAUGGAACACCAGAGAUUGACGAAGAUGAUUUGGAAGCAGAACUGGAUGCCUUAGGUGAUGAGCUUUUAGUUGAUGAGGACAGUUCCUAUUUAGAUGAAGCUGCAUCUGCUCCAGCAAUUCCAGAAGGCACCCCUACUGAUGCAAAAAACAAGGAUGGUGUAUUGGUGGAUGAAUUUGGACUGCCACAGAUCCCUGCUACAUAAACAUGCAUUUUUAGAGCACAUUGGAAAUGGCAAGUUACUUCUUACAAAUCAAAUUAGCAAAACAGUUUUUGAAAUCCUGGAAAACUUGCCUUUUCAGUAUAACCUUAAUAUCACUACAUCUUAAAAUGCAAUAUGAAUGGCUGGUGGUGUUUCCUUUCUUGGAAGAAAGUUGAUAUACUAUUGACUUUUCUAUUAGAGGAGUAAAAUUGGCACAAUUUCCUUCAGUGGAUGCAUUCAGUCUACUAGGUUUUGAGUAUCCGGUGUUUUAUGGAAGAAGUAGUACAUGAAAAAUAGUGGUGGCUGUUAAUAGUUGAGCUUUGUCUUGAUUUGAUUUGUAUUACAUUUCUGUUUUCUGAAACAAACUAAGGCUAUGUGGCUGCUUACCUUCUGUAAGAUAGCUUCCUUAUUACUUACUGUACUGAUUUAAUAACCAAUGGAUGCAUUUUUAAGAAUACUUCAGUUCUGAGACUUGAUAUUGUAUUUGUAACUCUUAAUUAUAACUGUAACAAAUAAAUAUAUACAAAGGUUAUCUUUAACCUUAUGUAUUCCAUUUUGACAUAAAAGUUUAUACCAUAGAGUAGCUUAUCCUCUUGUGUGGUGUUUUUGGUAGUAGUUUUAACCUGUCCCUUGUUUCCAUCAGUGUCAUUCAGCAUUUGAGCAUGGGCCCUCCCUUGACAUGCUUAGUCUAAAGCUGGAGGUUGGUUAUGAUCCUCAAGUUCCUCCACCCUUUCACAUAUCUCCCUCUUGGAAUUCUAAAAUAACAUUUCUUUAAGACCAUUGCUACUGCUGUGCUUCUCCUCUUGUCAUGAGUCAGGGCAUUUCUACUUUCUCUAUUAUUGCUCUAUAGAAUGUCUAGCAAAAAGUGGUUAUAGAACAAACGGCCAUCUCCCUUUCUUUGGACCCAUUGGCCAGAAGAGUGAGAGUACUCUCAAACUCAGAUCUCCUCUACUGAAGGUUGUAUUGCCAAAUCUUGUAACAGACUGUCUUUCAGUCUGGCCCAGAUAGUUUUCCACUUUUAUCAGGAAUGAAGUAUACAAAUGUUUGCUGUACAGAAACUGAAACUUAUUUAUGCUUAAUAAAGAUAUUUUUCCAACAUAAA
This is a messenger RNA of Caretta caretta (loggerhead turtle), 1866 nucleotides long. It is a transcript of the gene CHMP5, whose product is annotated as charged multivesicular body protein 5. The record is from RefSeq and is a predicted model, not a curated record. NCBI's taxonomy places the organism in Eukaryota, Metazoa, Chordata, Testudines, Cheloniidae. Gene Ontology annotation, biological process: vesicle budding from membrane; late endosome to vacuole transport via multivesicular body sorting pathway. Gene Ontology annotation, cellular component: multivesicular body.